Gaeumannomyces tritici R3-111a-1 is the source of this 706-nucleotide messenger RNA. RefSeq lists its product as hypothetical. Bases 113 to 706 code for a protein of 197 amino acids. The transcript has a single exon. Lineage: Eukaryota; Fungi; Ascomycota; Sordariomycetes; Magnaporthales; Magnaporthaceae. The record is from RefSeq and is a predicted model, not a curated record.
UGCAGCAUCGGCUGAAAACAGGCGCGAUACUCGCGUUUCUGGGAGCCGCACAAGUGAAGCCAAGCACAACGGGUGGCACAACCAUAUCGCAACACCCAUUCUAGCCAAGGCAAUGUCCCCCAUCUCGCCGAGAAUAGCAACGGCGCCUCUGCUGCGCCGCCAGGUCGUCACCACGGCGCCGGACGACCGCCAGGGCCUCGACCCGGGCGCUAUAGCCGGCAUCGUCAUCGGGUCCAUCGUCGGCGUUCUGCUCGUCAUGUUAGUAGCUGUCCUCGGCCCUCACCCGCCCAGAAACACUCAACAGCAAGACCCAGAAACCCCGGUCACACCCUGUCACCCCCUGAUCCCGUCCUCUAACGUUAUCCCCGUCGCGUACCCGCACAGCUGGAUCGUCCGUUCCUGCGCCGCCAACAGGCUGGGCUCUCCGCCCCAGCAGCGCGUCGGCCGCAGCGGCAGUCGGCCCCGGUCCCGGUCCAGGCAUUCCUCUUACUCGGUGUACCCGGAGGACGACUACCACCACCGCCACCACCAACAUCAUCGGCGUCACCACGACGGACACAGACACCAUAGCCAUAGCGCCGGACCCCGGCACCACAGCAGGCGUCGGUCGUCGUCUGGCUGGCCCGUCAUGGUCGAGACAAGAGCUCCGGCGCCGGUUUAUGUGUACGAAACCCGGAGGAGCCGAUCCCCAAGCGGUCAUCAUUGA